AUGGCGGGUGUCGCGACAGCAUAUUCUUCCGAUGCUCUAGCAUCACCAACCGGCGUGGACGGCUCGCAAUGGGACUUCGCCGUACCACUUGGAAGUGAGGAGAACCGCCAUUCGAGACCACGCCAUUCGCAAGACUCGAAUUUCGUCCGUGCAAACCUUCCUCCAAAGCGAAACUCGAACGGCUCCCGCAGUUCCUCCGUCUCUCGAUCGGUCCGCGCCCACGAAUCACCCUAUGUGACCUCCCGAGGACGUAGGGAACCCAGCCUCAGCCGACAUGGGAGCGAAGUAGGCAUGCGAGAUGCUUUUGGACACGAUGCAGGUAGCGGUAAAGAGUCCGAGGAAGGAAAGGAGGGUCUCAACCUAUUCCUGGAUGGGCAGACGAACCAGGAAAAAUGGAUCCACCGCGACAAGCUGGCGAAAAUCGAGAGCGAGGAGCUUCACCAGGCGGCGAUUCUCUUCCAGCGACGGAUGAGAGGUGAAAGUAAAUCGAGUACGGGGCGGGGGAGAAGUCAUGAUUCUCAGCAGAGCGCUGCCAAUGGAAAUGGUACCGCGACAUCGCCGGCCGCGGAGUACUCUGAGCCUUGGCCGGAGUUAAGAGAGCAAUCUGGCAAGGGUGCGAAUGCCGAAUUAAGUGACGACGAGCGAAGAAACUGGGACCUCCGCCGACCGGAGGAGAUCGCUGCAGACGAUGCAGCCGCCAGCAUUUACAGUCACCCAAGCCUUGGGAAAAGCUCGUCGCGAAUACCCAUCUCUACAACCAGCCCAGUUCCCAUUGCUGGCACCAUGGGCCGUGAUUCUCGUGGCCCUCGUAGCCGGGCAGCAACGGACGAAGACGACGACCGAUCUUCGCGCGGCCGUAGAGCAAGCGAGCCUAUCAACAUCGAUCAGAAUGCCUCGACUCCCUCUCCAACGAGCCGCCCCAACAGCCGUGGAUUCAACACCACCCAGAAUACCCCGUCCAAGAAGAAGGCUCCAGGUUCGACUAACCGCAAGACCUCUGCUCCACCCACCAACCGCAAGAACAGCGCCGCUCGAUCCCGCGCAGUAUCGGGCAAUAACAUCCCGCGACCCACGACCCGAGGAAACGACACUCGCCCUACAACUGCGGCGAACAGACCCGAGGGCGAUCCGCCCUGGCUGGCAACUAUGUACAAGCCCGAUCCUCGCCUCCCGCCAGACCAGCAGAUGCUCCCCACGCUUGCCAAGAAGAUGCAGCAAGAACAGUGGGAGAAAGAAGGCCGGACUCCAAACACAUACGACCGCAAUUUCGCGCCUCUGGCCGUGCAUCCAUUCGACGCACCGCCUGUCCCUUCCAAAUCCGAACCAGAACAGCCCCAGCAGCCUGCCGACUCGCUGCAGCUCAACGAGCUGCCCCCUCAACCACCAAAGAGCCCAGAGCCACCCCGCCCCAAUACAAGCACUGGGUACAGCACCAUGCCCAAGGUACAAGAAACGCCCCCAAUGGGCCUGGCACCCAACCCCAACCCCAAUUGGAACCCGCCCGUUGUCACCGCGCGCGAACAACCGAAGAAAGAAAAAAGCUGUGGCUGCUGCAUUGUGAUGUGA
This is a messenger RNA of Penicillium soppii, 1566 nucleotides long. RefSeq lists its product as uncharacterized. The transcript has 2 exons. The record is from RefSeq and is a predicted model, not a curated record. Lineage: Eukaryota; Fungi; Ascomycota; Eurotiomycetes; Eurotiales; Aspergillaceae. Bases 1 to 1566 code for a protein of 521 amino acids.